CAUACUCAUACUCAAACAACCACUCACAUCCGAACUCGAACUGGCAAAGCCACGGCCAUGUCUUCGAGCACAGCAGAUUUGAACUUGCCUUCAUUCGUACUCCCUUGCACCGACCCAGAAGUCCGGGUCAGAUUCCCGCGGUGUCUCGACGCCGACCAAAUCCUCCAAUUUCCCGCCUUUAAAAUCUGGCUCAGGACUCUCAACGUCUCCUUGUCCUCGCAGACGAGAAACCCAAACCACCCCUUCAAGGAUCACCCUUAUGUUUUGAGGUCAAUCGAGGUUCAGUCUGCAGAUUUCUUCUCGUCUCGACGUCGUCUGGGAUUUCUCAAACUCCAAGCGACCAUCACGAAUGAUUUUAAUCAACAUCUCCCCGGGUCGGUUUUCAUGCGUGGAGGGUCGGUGGCGAUGUUGAUCAUUCUGACACCGACCGACACGGACGACACCUCCUCAAACAACGACGACGCCGCUGCCGGGGAGAAGAACAGUGGUGCUCAUUCUGGUGGAACGAGACUUUCGACAGAAGAAUACGUAAUUUUGACCAUUCAACCACGCAUAGCCAUAGGGAGUUUGUCUUUCAUUGAACUUCCUGCCGGUAUGAUCGAUGAUUCCGGUACCUUUUCAGGUGCAGCUGCCAAAGAGAUCGUGGAGGAAACCGGUCUCGGAAUCUCAACGGACGAUCUUGUGGACAUGACUCAACUUGCCAUUUCUAGCAACAAUAACAACCCCAGCACAAACUACACCACAGGCAAAUGCAAAGGCAAAACCACCACAAACGGCCAGCAAAGAGACUACUCCGAAGAAAGUGACAACGACAACAAUCACCUUCAAGAGGCAAUCUACCCUUCCCCGGGGGCCUGCGACGAGUUCAUCCCGAUAUUCCUAGCUCGACGAAGUAUGCCACGUGAUGAGAUCGAAUCAUUACGAGGUAAACUUACCGGGUUGCGUGACCAGGGAGAAAAAAUCACUUUAAAAGUCGUCCCCCUUUCCGAAGUUUGGAAGGUAGCAGCGAGGGACGGCAAGACUUUGGCCGCCAUGGCAUUGUAUCAAGGAUUGAAAGCUGAAGGGAUGAUAUGAGUGAUUCAUGUGAUCAAAAAGCCACAAAUGAGAGAACCCUUUUUUGCCUUUUCUUUUCGUUAAGGGGGGCGAACCAUGGGGAACCUUUUUUUUCAAGUUA
Molecule: messenger RNA, 1174 nt
Organism: Exophiala oligosperma
Lineage: Eukaryota; Fungi; Ascomycota; Eurotiomycetes; Chaetothyriales; Herpotrichiellaceae
Exons: 1
Coding region: 58-1074 (338 amino acids)
Biological process (GO): ribose phosphate metabolic process; nucleoside phosphate metabolic process
Molecular function (GO): ADP-ribose pyrophosphatase activity; ADP-glucose pyrophosphatase activity
Source: RefSeq, a predicted model, not a curated record